GCUACUCGCUGGUCCGUCACCAGAAAUAGGCAUGCGAGAAAAUGAUUAUGGACGAAGCAGUUGCUUUGAUCAUUUUCCAGCGAUGGAUUUACGCUGCGAAAGCCACGCGUGGUGCGCGUAUGUCGUGAAAGCUUGGGUUCGUUGAGAUCGGUAAUUAACAGGGUCGAUUUCAGGGAGCAGUUGUGUCCAAGAAGCUCUCUGUGGAAGCACUAGAAAGGACCUAUAUCAUUCCACUGUCUCAUCGAAUUGCCGAAGUUCAGUGCGAGUCCUUUCUGUAGGAAUCAUGAAGCCAAAUGCGGCAAAUCAUGAAGACCUUUGCAAGAUGCAUGGCUCGUUCCGAAGUUCCUGGCUGUUGACGCUCUAGUUCCUGACUUGGCCUACUUGCAAUUCAAAGACGAAAUUCAGGAGGCCGACAUAGAUUGUGAAUCAUGACGGUCUCAGCGGCCAGCACAAAUGUUACGGGCACCACUCACUCGAGUUCUUCUACCAGCGAGGAGACUUCUCCUGCGAACCCUGAUGCUGCGCCUGAGAAUCAUGUGAAUUUUGACACAAGCACAACUCCGCCAGUUCCUAUGAGAGGAAUUUCACUGAGAAGUCCAAGCCAGACGGACAUGUUUUUUAAAACUCGUACAGUCAGUGAAGCGGAUGCGUUGAUUCGAGCACGUACCCAAAGCCAAGCUGAUGCCUUCCUCAGGGCUCUUGCUCCAGACGCUUCAUUUCUCAAGGCACCAGACACAUUCGACAUUGAAAUCGGACCAAGAAAAUCAUCCGUUGGUUCCUACCUGCGGGGUGAUCCCAAUGCACUUCUCGAAGAAGAACUGGAAUACAUGUCCGAAGAAGUUCAAGAGUUGCACGAGGAUGUGGAAAUUCAAAAGCCUGUUGUGCCGGAGGACUGGGAAAAGGAUGAGGUUUGCAGGGAGUGGGCAAAGGAUCCUUUUGUCAUGCCAGACGACGACAGAGUUUUCCGCAUCAGAGACGCCCAACGUAGAAGAGAGAAAAAAGAGCGAAGAGAACAAGCAGCCUGGUCUGUUCGGGAGAAAACAACUUUCGCUUCAAGGAUGGGAGCUGCAGUUGGAUCGGAAAAGCUGAGAGUGAUUCUUAGAGAGCUGGAAAAAGAAUGGGAGAACAUGCUCCUGCGGUUGAACAAGGAACUGCCUAAACCAGCGCUACAGACUGUAUUCUAUCAUCGAGAUGAGGAAACUGUACUGGAAUUUGUGGCUAAGAAACGAGAAAUUUUCCUGGUGCAAAUGAGCUUAGACACCAGACGGGCUGAGAUCCGCAAGUUACAGGACAGAAUCUUUCAGCGCGAAGAGGCUUUGAAGAAAAGUGAAGGAAUGCUGGAGGAAGAUAGUUUGGAGUUCGAUGCUUUUUUGAAACGAAAUGACGCAGCGGUUCAAGAAGCUGUUAAAACGGCGGAACAAGAGACUAAGCGAAGGCAAGAUAAGAUCAUAGAAAUCAAGAAGCUGAACAGUGCCAUCGCUACUAUCAACAGUGAUCUUAAUAAGUUUGGAGAACAAUUGGACGAUUGCAAGAAGUACAAGGAUUUCCUGAUCAAGCUUACUCCAAAAGAGUGGUUCGAAGAACAAGCAAAAAUUAAACAGCAAGCUCAAGAAUUGGAAGCAUUAAAAGCUCGACAGCUUCUAAAGAGUGCUGGAGAUUCUUCCACCACCAGUGACAGGAGCAAAUACCACGGAGAUCACGACGCUGUAAGCUCAUCCCCUGUAGAUGAUAUUGAUGAUGAGGUUGAAGUAGAGGAGACCAUGUAUUUUCAGCAGCCUCACCAGCUUCUGGAGAUAUUCAGUGACCUUGAAGUGGAAAACCUAGCCCUCAUGCAGCAGAGCCAGGACGUUGAAGGUGCUUUGGAAAACCUCAAGACUAAGCUCCGUGAAACACAAGGGAAAAAUGAUCUCAAAAUUUCUGGCUUGCGCUCCCAGCUACAGGUUAUCGAGACCGCUGUGAAGAAUGAAGAGGAGAGGCAGCGGAUGAUGCAGUCAAAGACUAGUUUGAAUACAGAAGACAAGAAACAUGAUAUUUCCUUGGAACAACUGACACGAAAGGUCGUGGAGGUAUACGCAAGGGCUGGUCUGGACAGCGAUGCGUCUUUGAGCACUCUUCAGAUGCUGACCAACUUGGAAGCAAAAUUGGAGGAGAAUCUUCUAGGUAUAGAUCAUAUACCUCCGGAGUACGUGGAGCAGCAAGAGAGAAUUCGAGAGAAGGAAAGGAGAUUGAAAGUACGCCAACAAAAACUAGAGCUUUUACGCCAAGAACACGAAGCUCGUCGUCUACGAAGUUUAGAGCGUGCAAGGGCUCCUAUUUUCAAAAGAGUUGGGAAACCGCCAAUGUAUAGAGUCAAUUUAGUUAAGAAAAAACGUAAGCCUAAAAUAGAUGCUAGUGGAAUCGAUGAGGAGGUUGAAUUAGCUGAAUUUCUUGAGCGAGAGUAUUAAUUCAGCAGGUUCGAAGUCGUCGUGCUGCUCAAAUAUCUACCAAGUUAGCUCUUUGUAUAGACCAUUCAUUACAGAAGAGCCUCACGUAUAAACUUUGCUUGCACAACAGCAUAUUCUUUUAGGACUGGUUUUAUUUCUUGGCCCAGAGAUGGCACCCUGGACAUUUGUAGACCGGCCUUUUGCAAUGGAUCCUGCGAACAGAACAAAUCUUCUACACUUUUAAUACUAUCACAUCGUGCUGCGUUUGAAAGGAUUGGCUUCCUUUAUAACUGCAGAUGUUGUUUCGUUGAGGGUUACGUGAGUAACAUGUGGAUCAAGUUCUACAAACAUCUUCAUUUCUGUUCUUUCAUCGUCCCAACACUCUGUUCGCGAAUUCGUCUGGCUAUUCGACAAGAAAAAAUUGUCUUCUCUGCAUUAUUACUCUACCUUGUAGUCUCAGUCAUCUGAUGUCAGAAUGCUGUUGAAAUGUAGUCCCUGAUACAAGGACCCGGAAUGGUCUGUACCACCUCUUGGGCCACAUAUGGUGUGAACUUAUGGUCGUCGAUGUUUGUAGAGUAUUAAAGGAGCAACAUGUCGAAUUUCUCAUUGGACGGAACGAGUCCAUACCCGUCGUGAAGGCUUGCUCUUGUCAGUGCAGGACUUCGAUCUGGUCGGAGCUCUUUGAAUCAUUAAGGGCAGCCAGUCGAGAUUGUUUCCAAAAAACUUGACGUACAUGCCGAGUCUUCACUGGCAUAUCAGAACAAAUCCAUAUCAGCGACCGUCUAUCCGAGGCGAGGACGCAAGGGACUAACUAGCAGAUGUGACUCGCGGACAUCCAAGGCCUCGAUCUG
Molecule: messenger RNA, 3274 nt
Organism: Marchantia polymorpha subsp. ruderalis
Lineage: Eukaryota; Viridiplantae; Streptophyta; Marchantiopsida; Marchantiales; Marchantiaceae
Source: the annotation of a GenBank genome assembly